AUGGAGGUAUCCGUUGACAGCUCGUCGGGUCUCUCUCCCCUUCCACCCCAAUCAUAUCCCACUUCUCCGUCAGGGUCGAGAAAGCGCUCAAUCCAGGAGAUUGACGCACCAACAUCGCCAGAGAGCAGGAAGAUCUCGAAAAUAUGUGAUCAGGAAAAUCAAGACCCAUCCCUAUCUCACGUUGCAGCGUCCUGCACGCCGACGGAGCAACAUCCCCAAUCACCAUCAGCUCCCACAGCCAGCAUUGAAAUUUCGAAUCAACAGAAUGUUGCGAAUCCGACAGCGCCUGGCGGAUCGGUGUUUGUAACGGUCCCUCAGCCAAGCCCUACAGCGGAGACCACCUCAAAGAAUACACAACCAUCUACCCCUACGAAGAACACCAACACCACUACGCCGGCUGCCAAAAAGCGAAAGCUGUCACCUGCAAGCAAAGAAGCUAGACAACAGGAGAAGGAAGCAAAAGAACGGCAGAAGUUAGAAGAGAAAGCCAAGAAAGACGAGGAUAAGCGCAUAAAGGAAGAAGAGAGAAAAAAGCGCGAAGCUGAACGUGAGGAGGAACGUAAGCGAAAAGAAGAGAAGAAGCGGCUGAAGGAAGAGGAGAAGGCAGCUAAAGAGGAGGAUAAACGCAAGAAAGAGGAGGAGAAGUUGAAGAGGGAACGGGCGCAAACGAAACUGAAUGCCUUCUUUGCCAAACCCAAACCUCCAACGCAGCCACCUGAGGCUAGUUCUUCAGACUCACCCAAGAUACCGAUCGCCGAUGGUGCCUCAAACUUAACGUCUCAGAACCGUGCUCCGACUCUGUCUGACUAUCAACGAGAAUUUCCGGACUUCUUCCUACAGUCUCACACAAGAGUCGCCCCGCCGCACCGAUUCGAACGUGACUCGAAGGCUCUUUCUCACAUGCAAGAAAGGGUCGAUGCUUGCUUACAGUCCUAUCGGAAUGGGUCCGCGCAGCCUUUGUCAUUCCGCCCAUCUGAACUAUUUCGAAUCAUGCCAUACAACCGGCGGCGUGGAAGACAGGCUGCCUCCGUCAAAGAGAUUCUGCUCAAAAUGCAGAGUCUCAACGAGCAGUCCGACCCUGACUCUGCACGGCGGUCGCAAGAAUUGCUCAGACGCAUCAGAAUGAAAUCGCUAAAGUUUGGUGAAGACGUUCGACCUCCCUACCAGGGCACUUUUACCAAGACGCUUCCGGAAUCCGCUGCUCAUAAACUCAUGCGCAAUCCCUUCCACCGUGGUCUACCCGACAUCAACUACGACUAUGAUUCCGAGGCCGAGUGGGAGGAGCCGGAAGAGGGCGAAGAUCUUGACUCUGAGGAGGAGGAGGAAGGAAGUGAAGAAGGUGACGAUGACAUGGACGGGUUCCUUGACGACGAUGAGGAUAACCUGGAGGGCAAAAGACGCUUGAUAGUAGGAGAUUUGGAGCCUCUGUGUACCGGACUACGCUGGCAGGGUGAAGGCGGAGACCACGACCUGGAAAUGUACAGGAUCCAGACGAUCACGGACUCGGUUACCUUCCCUAUUGACCCGUUCUCCACGGCAUAUUGGCAGAAGCCCAAACCAGCGGAGCAACUGCCAACAGGUGGCCCGGGACGCUCCACUCUCCAUUCGUUCAUGGUCGUUCCUCCGAGCACUCAAUCCCAAACGGCUGCGCCUACUACCGAGGGAGUGACUCCGACACUCUUGACCGCAGGUGGCAAGGCGAAGCGCACAUUGACACCAGAGCAACUGGCUGAAUUCAAAGAGGUGGUGAAUGGUAGCGACCUGACGAAGACAGGUCUGAUCGAGGUUCUGAAGAAACGAUUUCCAAAAGUAUCGAAAGAUGUCCUUAAGGAGACCCUUACUCACAUGGCGACGCGUGUUGGACAGAGAGAGGCUGAGAAAAACUCUCAUCUCACUCUGGAGCGGUCGGCAGUUGCGGACGAUCCUCAAAAUCGUGAUGAGGAACAGUCUCCGAUCUCAUCAAGUUCAGUAGCAGGAUCAUGUGCUAAGGAGCAGGUUUCUGGCGCCAGAGCCAUUUCGCGAUCUCGAUUGUCCUCUUGGCUGGGUGGCCGGGGCACUGUCCAUGGCAACAUCAUGUUCGAUGCCCAACGCGAUGGUCUACCGUCAACUCUGGCCUCUUAUGUGACCUCCCUGUUACCCUUAUCGUCUCAGGCUACUUCAACAUGUAAUUCUGCGAGUCGCACGCAAGAUUCCUCCUCGGUCUCUCAGCCAUCUGCUGUUCCAACUCCCAGCAUGUCGCCCAUGCUGUUGAUCCCCGACGACGGGAGCGUUGAUCGCUCCUCCGUGUCACAGGUUGAUCUGACCAUAGGUGAGUCUGAGGACUCGGGCCGUUCCAGUUCGCAAUUCAUAACAACUCCCCUGUACUCGGAUGAUGGCCACCCAAUGGAUCAACCGCCAAUACCAACCACAAUACCAUCUGUAUCAACGGAGCCCCCCAGAGUCUCGUUUGAGGAUUUUGCGAUCCGCUAUCGCCAAAACCAGCACAAGCAAGCCCGUCGCAAAACGCUGGAAAACCGUCUUCAUGCCACCAAGAUAUCCAUUGGUAUCUCCGCGCGCUUGGUCCGCGUUGGAGGCGUUGUGCAGCGCGGCUUGGUCGAAAGUCUGAAACAUGAGGAUAAGGCGAACUUCCUUGCCUUAUAUCAUGCCCUUUUGGACCUUCAGGAUUCCCAUGAUCUGGCCAUGCGCCGCCACUUCCACCGGCAGGACCCAUUGGACGACUGGUCUUCUGUGCAGGAACCUGCUGUGGAACGUUCCCCGGAUUUUUUCCUUCAGCUCAGCCCUCAGUCAGGGUCCGAUCUUCUUGGGAUUUUGCAGUUGGUCCGGACCAACCCUCAGUUCCUGUGUGAGAGACUGUGCAGCUUGACGUCCGCACAGCUGAAUGCCUUGUUAUCUUCAUCGGCCACAUCUCUGGACUCUGGUGAUUACACAUUCCUUUCUGCGUCCCGUUCACGGAGCCAGUAUUCUCUGCCUAAACGCACUUCUGCUGCAUCCGUUCCUUUCCGAGAUCAUGCUGUCAAUUUUGAGAGAACGGACGCUCUUUCCAACUUGGUCUUCAACGUUUUUGCUGCCCCCUUGGACUCUGAUGCUCCAGAGGCUCGCUUGCGUUUGGACGUUUGGUCUUCUGUUUGCGCUGAACUUCUCACCCAAGGAGGCAAUAGGUUCUAUCCCCUCAUUGGCCACAUACUCUCAUCCUGGACCAUGGGCAGCGCCUGGAAAGCCAGGCCAAAGUUCGAGCUCUACCUCAUGGACAUCCUCCAGACCGGCGCGUUCCUCCUGGAGCAUAUAGAAACCCCAGCCGGACUGGGCUUUGAUGCGGGGUCCCUUGACCCGUUGAAAACUGACGUUGCCGAGGAAUAUUUCGCCUCUGCUGUAGAUGCACUAUUCAACCUCCUUGAUGACCCAGACGCAGGCUUUCCUCAUGCAGUGUUUCUGUUCGCCCGCGCCAUCUUACAGAAACUGGAUCAUCCGGACUGUCGUGCUCGUUUUCUAGAGUAUUUGUUUCUCCAGUGGUUCUUCCCUAAAUUUCUCUCUGGGGCUCUUGCUUAUCCUGAGACCCACGGCCUUCUUCUCGAUUUCCAUAUCAGGAAAGAUGCUAGAGAAAAGCUCCUUGGACAGGUUGCCCUUAGGGCGUAUUCGCAGGUCUUUGCUAUAUUACGCUCAAUGAAUCACUUUUCAAUGACUCGUCCAGCGGUCCGGCAACAUGUUGAGAACAUGCUUCGUCAGUUCGAGACAACGGACCCCGACAACAAGCAAUUUGCCCAGCCUUCAGCACCCAGAAGUCAUCAAGAAUCACCGUGCGCUUUUCUCAUGCUAUCUGCUGCUGACGUGCUAACCCUACUGGGCGCCCUGUUUCCCACGGCAUCAUCUCCCACCUGUAGCUCUCCCACACCCUCCUCCGGAUUAUCUACGUUGUCUCCCAGCUCCUUGCAUUAUUAUCCUGAAAGACGUACUACCGCCGUCCCAGAGCCAGGGUUCUACCGGCGUAAUCUGAAUGGUGGCUUUUCUCGGCAGUUUUCCUCAAACAAGGCAUUCUCCUCCGCGGACAUGGAUUUUUUUACGUGCUCAGAAAACCGUCUGAGUCGCAACGCUGAUCGUAUCCGCUUUGAAUUAUCUGCUUUGGUCGAGCCUGAUGGUCGUUCCGGUCUCGAGUACCCCUCCACGGAAGAAUGGGCCAUCUUCUCUGUCACCCAAGGCGGUCAUCGCCUAGUCUGGGGCUUGUUCUCUGAGGGCCAGCUCAGCGAUACAGGGAACCUGUCCGUUGAUGCCUGUCAGUCCACCACUUUGGGCAUGGAGGACAACUUUGAGGCUCUUCACACAGCGAUCAUCAAGCUCGUCCGGGAAAACCCUGCUGGAGAUCCCUCAGACUACUGCGUGGAGCGCGAGCAAAUGGCCCCAUCAGAAUCCUCUUCGCUGAAGAAAAGAUUCAAUGAGGCCAUGUCACACUGCCAUCACACUUCUGAUUUUAUUGGUGCCCAUUAUUGGUGGAACGCUAGUCGCCAGCUUCUUCGCAGUGUCGCCGGCUUACCCUCUCGCCUUGGCGAUGACUCUUGGAUCCUGGAACCUAUGCACACAACGUGUUCACGCUCGCUCCAGGUAGCUCACUCCGUGAUCGAGCGCUGCGAAACCGACUUUGUGGCACUCGAUCGCAGUUUGCGGCAACUACAGGGAACUGUGAAAGAGACGAUCAAAACAAUUACGAAGUUGCGGAACAAGAUGUGGUACAUGACCGACGUCAAGAACUCGAUGCGGUACGAGGACGCAAGGAAUGUGGCACUGGCACUGAAGACGAUGGUCUACUCCGCUCGUCUUUAUCAGCCCAUCCCUACCAACGAGCGUCGAACGCGCAGCAGCUCUCGCACAUCGGGAGGAUCCGUUCUGCAAAAGCCAGAGUUGCAGGUCAUGAACGUCAUGAAAGCGCCAAGCAGCCAAGGCGGCCCGAAUAAGCUGUCUGAUGAGCAGGUCGAGUUGACACGGAAAUGGCUGGCACAGAACAAUAUCGACAAUUUUUGCAAGGGUGAAGAGCGGAUCCACCGCUUCUGCUACGAAGUCAAAGUUAGUAUCAACCGACUUGUCGGAGAUACAAUGGCCGAAGCCCCUGUCCUCUGGGCCAGCGAAUUGUUCCAAAAGGAGCGAGUCAAGUUCGAAGGGUCCAGCAACCGAAGCUUCCUUGGCCUUUCCUCGUCGAGUUUGCGCCCAGUGAGCACUACUUGUGAAGAGCCGUCAUUUCCUUCCCAAUCCUAUGGCGGCAGUCUCCGCUCGUCCGAUUCCCUUUGCAGGUACACUCAAGACCUGCCGCCGCUGAAUCGCAAAUCGUCCUUCCAAAGCUCGAUUUCUGGUAAGUGGAGGAUUCCCCGAGAACCCUCCGCCGCUGACGGGCUUUCGAUUGGAGACUCGCCUUCCAAGGCAGCCUCCACAUCAACGGGUGACACAUACAGUACGUUUUGGUCUGUACCACACCAGAAUGCGCCCUAUGCGGCAAGUGCGUCGAGUUUCUACUCCCGUCCACCGUCGAUGCUGAGUGAGGGCGUUGCUCAGCCGGCUCGCCAGAAGGAUUGUAAGGGUCAAGGCAAAGUCACUUUCCUGGAUGAAUUAAAACAGGCCUUGACCAGUUUACUUCUGAGUGAUCUGGGUUCACCCGUCUGGAGCUGUGGGAGCGAAACAGAUGCCUGGUUUGGAAACGCCUUGGACCAAGAGCGAAUCCGUGUACAAAUGAAGAAGCGGGAGAAGAUCCAGCGCUUCUACGCAGAGUGCAAUGCACGCACAGUCCGCCAAACAAUCAGCUGCUCCCAAUCCAGAGGCCGAAGAAGCAGGUCGCUGGGGCCUCCCGUGUCUGGCCGGGCUCCAGAGUCUGACGAAACGUCCUCAGGGCCCAUGUUCGAGAGUGCUCAAGCGGCUGAAGAUCAAUCUCCAUUUUCGUACGGAGCUGUUUUCCGACAAUUGAUCGAGAUCUUUUCGCGCCACGGGAACCCAUUCGUCAAGCUAAACGCAUUGCGGGAUUUGAGAGCAUUGGUCAUUGCGUCCUUGAACUUGGAUAAUGAUGACAAGACCUAUGCGCAUGCUGAUCAGGAACAUGCGCACUCGAGGGAACGCGGGCUCCAUGGCAAACGAGCUGCUCGGUAUAGCUUCUCAGAAUCACGAACCCUCCGUAAAGCCGAGAAGGACUUCCUGCAAACUCCGACGUCUCCAGCGGCCGAAUCUGUCACUUUUGACUCUCGACCUUCGGAAUACUCCGCACCUACGGAGAACCAGAUUGUGGAUGCGCUGCGUAGCCUUCUCUUAGAAGUGAAGCCCAAGACUCUUUUCCGCGAUCUCCAAUUUAUUUCAGCUUUCGUUCCCAGCGAGACACUAAACAAGACCGACAGUGGAACCGCAUUCUUGCAGUUUGGCUUGGCAGCGUUAAGUCUCAAGGAAGAGGUCUGCAACAGCAUGGUCGAGAUCGCCGACAGGAUUGUCUCUCAGGAACUGAGCCGACGCCAUCAGCCUCCACCCUUCGGCUUCGACGCCAGACCGAGCCACGCUAUUGAGGAUGCCGCCGGGAUGUGGAUCAUCACUGCAAAAGAAGGAAAUCCUGUCGCCCAGCGGGAGCUGGCGAUUCUCUAUUUAACCCAUCCGGAGCUUCUCCCUCGUGUCACGCUGCCACUUACUUCUCCCAGAGAUACAUUCAAGGCUGAGAUGAUGUACCGCCGUGACAAGGACAGCAAAUCCGAUCCGCAGAGCAUGUGUCUGGCGCUGCACUGGAUGCAGUUGUCAGCCAACGGAGGCGACCAACUUGCGCGGAACAGGCUUCGCGAACGCGAGGAGUUUGAUUCCAUCGCUUGA
Molecule: messenger RNA, 6819 nt
Organism: Aspergillus thermomutatus
Lineage: Eukaryota; Fungi; Ascomycota; Eurotiomycetes; Eurotiales; Aspergillaceae
Exons: 7
Coding region: 1-6819 (2272 amino acids)
Source: RefSeq, a predicted model, not a curated record